AUGGCAGACAUCAUUCGUGAUGCCCCCAUCGGGCAGAUCCUGCGCUUCGUUUCUAGGAACCGCCUGCUCCAGUACCCUGAUGAAAAGGCAGACUUCCAACUUCCUCCGCAAUGGGCAAGUCUGAUCGAUAACUUGGACUCAUCCCCUCCCAGAACAGACGACUCCACGGGAGCCAUACAAGAAGGUAGUAACGGCAGCAGCGAUGUUGAAGCCGGCCAACUACAGCGUUGUCAAUCAGCCAAUACGAAUGGUAACAGCAGCGAUGCCAGCUGUAUCCCUAUUACCCCUACAGUCACGAAAGACGGUGUUAUCCUUGUCGACUGGUACAAUUCCAACGACCCCGAAAACCCGCACAACUGGUCCAGAGGCAAGCGUGCUGCCAUCGCGGCUAUAAUCUGCAUUUAUACCUUUGUGGUCUAUACCUCCUCUGCCAUCUAUACUGCUUCAGAAGAGGGCGUUAUGCAGGCUUUUGGUGUCAGCAGGAUCAAGGCCACCCUAGGUCUAGCCCUGUACGUGCUUGGGUAUGGCGUUGGGCCCCUUAUCUUUUCUCCCUUGAGUGAGAUCCCAAUCAUUGGGAGGAGCCCUGUCUAUGCCGUGACGAUGUUGCUAUUCGUCAUCAUCUCUAUUCCUACGGCCUUUGCGCCCAAUUACCCCGGACUCAUGGUCCUGCGUUUCUUACAGGGAUUCUUUGGGUCACCAUGCCUGGCGUCCGGUGGUGCAUCGCUGGGGGAUAUCUAUAGCUUCAUGGCAAUGCCUUUUGCGUUGACGGCCUGGGUAGCUGCAGCAUAUUGUGGACCGGCACUGGGACCACUUCUCAGCGGCUUCUCCGUCCCAGCCGUUUCGUGGCGAUGGUCCCUCUUCGAAUCAAUAUGGGCAUCUGCCCCAGUCUUCCUGGUUAUGCUUGUUUCUCUUCCCGAGACCAGCACCCCGAAUAUCCUACUGCAUCGUGCCCGCCGUCUCAGGAAGCUCACGGGCGACCAGCGUCUUGUCUCGAAGAGCGAGAUUGACCAGCAGGACAUGAAACCGUCGAGCAUAAUGGUUGACGCGUUCAUCAAGCCGCUGGAAAUCACCAUCAAGGACCCGGCAGUGCUCUUCGUGCAGGUAUACACGGCCAUUAUCUACGGCAUCUAUUACAUGUUCUUCGAGGCAUUCCCUCUCGUCUACCCAGUCUACUACCACAUGAACCUAGGCCAGGUGGGCCUCGUCUUCCUGUGCAUCCUAGUAGCCUGCCUGCUCGCCGUAUUCUCCUACUGCGUCUACAUCUAUGCCGUUGUGAAUCCACGCACCCUCAAGUCCGGCAUGGGCCCUAACGAAGACCGCCUGAUCCCGGCGCUGGCCGUGUCCGUAUUCCCAACCAUCGGCCUCUUCCUCUUCGCAUUUACAUCCCGCUCCGAUAUCCACUGGAUCGUGCCUACAAUCGGCAUCACAAUCUACGCCGGUACCUGCUUCAUCAUCAUGCAGUGCAUCUUUGUGUAUAUCCCGCUCAGCUACCCGCCGUACGCAGCGAGUCUGUUCGCGGCGAAUGAUUUCUUCCGCAGUGCGUUUGCCUGCGGGGCUGUGGUGUUUUCGCAGCCGAUGUUUGCGAAUUUGGGGAUUGCGAGGGGAGUUAGUCUGCUUGGGGGGUUGAGUGGGAUUGGGAUUAUUGGGAUUUGGCUGUUGUAUUUCUUUGGAGCGAUGCUGCGUGCCAGGAGUCGGUUUGCUGUGAGUGGGUAG
Messenger RNA from Aspergillus puulaauensis, 1713 nucleotides. Its product is annotated as MFS transporter. Lineage: Eukaryota; Fungi; Ascomycota; Eurotiomycetes; Eurotiales; Aspergillaceae. The record is from RefSeq and is a predicted model, not a curated record. The coding region runs from base 1 to 1713 and encodes 570 amino acids. Gene Ontology annotation, biological process: xenobiotic detoxification by transmembrane export across the plasma membrane. Gene Ontology annotation, molecular function: fluconazole transmembrane transporter activity. The transcript has 3 exons.